This is a messenger RNA of Medioppia subpectinata, 685 nucleotides long. NCBI's taxonomy places the organism in Eukaryota, Metazoa, Arthropoda, Arachnida, Sarcoptiformes, Oppiidae. The record is from the annotation of a GenBank genome assembly.
UGUUUGUGUUGUCAAGAGUUUUGACAUUUCUUUUUGUUUCGUCAAAAAUAUUUUUCUGUCAUUUAAUUGUGAUUUGAAUUGUGUUUUGAUUGAAGACAUCGAUUGCCAAACAGUGAGAGAAAGAGAGAGACAGAUCUGCUGAGAGAUAGUGAGUGUGUUUCGGGGGACAAGACGUGGUGAUCGUCGGCGGUGGUGGACAAUGGGCUCAAUCGUGUUGACCACGUUGUCUGUAUUCCUGGGCAUGUUCUUCGUGUUCAUGGGAUCCAUUAAACUCAACCAACAGAUCAAUCGGGAAAUGCAUCGCGAGAUCCGCCGCCAGUUUGUUCAGUACGCGAAAGUGAUUCCUAUGGCCACAGCUCUCGGCCUCAAAGUGUCGCCGAAGUACUACCGAUUGACCAUUGGAUGGCUGGAACUGAUCGCCGGUAUCUCAUUGGCCUUCAUUCCCGGACGCGUUAAACUCGUCUCUAAUGUCAUACUUCUUGGCGUCACUUUUGGCGGGAUUUACACUCAUGUCAUGAUUGGAGACAAGUUUGAAAGAAUCGCGCCGUCGAUUGUCUUCACUUUAAUGCUUUGCUGUCGUCUAAUCGUCUCAUAUCAGGUCAGCAGAAGAGAAGCGCGUCAGGCGUUGACUGCUGUGAAACAAGUGUCCACUGAAUCUGAUGAGCACAAGACGAAAGAGGAUUAA